Molecule: messenger RNA, 825 nt
Organism: Paramecium tetraurelia
Lineage: Eukaryota; Ciliophora; Oligohymenophorea; Peniculida; Parameciidae
Exons: 3
Biological process (GO): regulation of DNA-templated transcription
Cellular component (GO): nucleus
Source: RefSeq, a predicted model, not a curated record
CUUAUAAAAACUGUGAUACUAUCUUCUUUGAGUCCUAAGAAACAAAUAAGAACUUAAAUUUAUCUACUCCACCUUUUAAGAAAAUAUUCUAGAGUAAUGAGAUAACAUUUCCAUAAACUCUAAACAAAAGCAACUUUUAAACUCCAUAAACAAAAAAUAUUUCCUUAUGUAAUUCAGAACAAAAAUCAUUUUUAAAGUUCUAAUCACAGAAUUCAAUCGGAAAUUUUAAUAACUUGGCUUAAAAUUUAUUUCAAACCAAUACUAACAAUUAAAAAUAAGAGUAAGUACCCUAUAUGUCUUAUAAUAACAAUACGAUAUAAAGAAUUAUAUUUUAAAUUCAAAUAUCAUAUUCAAAAUAUAAACUUAAUAAAAUUUAUUUUGUUAAUUAAAUUUUAUUAUAGGAUUGAAGAAGUUAAGCCCUGUAAUUGUAAGAAGAGCAAAUGCCUUAAAUUAUAUUGUGAUUGUUUUGCAGCUAAUAAAUUAUGUUCAUCUAAAUGUAAUUGUUGCGGAUGUUUUAAUAACAGUUCAAAUCUAAUAGAGAGAAAUCUAUAUAGGGAGAAGAUGGUGGAAAGGAAUCCAGAAGCAUUCAAUCAGAAAGUAAAGGAAGUUGAUUAGAAAAUGGCUCAUUCCAAAGGAUGUAAUUGCAGAAAAAGUGGUUGCAAAAAGAAAUAUUGUGAGUGCUAUUAAAUGGGCAUUGAAUGCUCUGAUAAUUGCAAAUGUGAUGGAUGCAAAAACUGUUCCUCCAAUAAAUUAGUGAAGAUCUUCACUUAAUAAGACAUUUCACAAUUUUCUAGAUAACUUAAAUAGUUAAGUCAACCAUUUUGA